AUGGAUAAUCUGAUAGAGUCAAUGGAAGCUAGAUCCGAGAAUUGCGGAGCUAAAAUGGGAGAAAUAGGAACUGGGUUUCAUCAAUUUGGUGAGGAAAUCUUGUCUGUUACGUCGGAAGCUGGAAGUUCUUUCACUGCUUUACUUGGACUUCCGCCGAAUCAAGCGGUGGAGCUUUUGGUUCAGUCACCGGAAACUGACAAAAUGGCAUCAGAUAAGCUUGCUAUCAGUGAACCUCCCUAUCGUUAUCCUCCUCCUCCUCCGAUUUUUCCUUCAGAUUUCGCUUUGAUCGACAGAGCAUCUAAGUUCUCCGUCUUCGCCGCUGCCGGAAAUUCCCCGGAGUCCAAUUCAACCCUUUCAAAUUCCGGCUCAAAAUCACUGUUCGUCAAGCAAGAACCCAUAGAUUCCGACUUCAACAACAAUUCAUCUCCGGCGACUUCCAAUCCAAUGGUUAAUCAGAAAUCAACCAAGAGAAAGGAACGCGAGAAAAAGGUAAAAGAAACUACAAAAAAGGGGAAAAAAUCAGCAAACGAUACCUCAGAAGACGGCGACGAGAAGCUACCAUACGUUCAUGUCCGAGCGCGUCGGGGCCAAGCCACUGAUAGCCAUAGUUUAGCAGAAAGAGCAAGGAGAGAGAAGAUUAAUGCUAGGAUGAAGUUACUACAAGAGCUGGUCCCAGGAUGUAACAAGAUCUCAGGUACUGCAAUGGUGUUGGAUGAGAUCAUCAACCAUGUACAGUCCCUACAGCGUCAAGUGGAGUUCUUAUCAAUGAGACUUGCUGCGGUUAACCCGAGAGUUGAUUUUAACCUCGACAGUCUCUUUGCAGCAGAACGGAGUGGUUCCCAUGUGGAGAGUAACUUACAAGACAUGGUUGUGCCACCUAUCUGGGCCGAGGGACAAACCAACGGGAACAGAAACCAAUAUCAACAUCUAUGGCAUUUUGAAGGGUUCCAUCAGCCUGUCUGGGGAAGGUUAGAAGACAAUUCUAGCUUUGUUACUCCAGAGAACUCACUGUUGACAUAUGAUUCCUCAGCAAAUUCAGCAUCUUUACACCCAAAUCAGCUGAAAAUGGAGCUAUGAAAGAAGAAGCAAGUCUUUUACUAGUGAUUAGCUGUAUAUAUUAUAUCGGACAUAUUAGUUGAUAGCAGCAAGUGCCGGAGAAGAGAGUUAUCAAGAAUUCAGAUUUUGGGUUUCACCUUCCUCUAAUCAAACAGCAAGGAGAAACUCCAGAUUGAUCUGUGCUAGAGAGGGAGAAAAUUGCUUGUAUCCCUUAUUUCUAUUUAUAUAACAUAUAUAUAUAUAUGUAUAUAUAUAUAUAUAUAUUGUAUGCAGAAAGAUUUGUCUAUACGAACGCAGGGUCCUUCAAUCUGAUACUUGGUACGCGAGAUGAUUGAUUGAUUCGUAGUUGUAAAACAAGAACAGACUAGUAGUGACUACUACAUUGUUAUGCAGAUGAGAUUUCGCGUUA
Solanum dulcamara is the source of this 1465-nucleotide messenger RNA. RefSeq names its product transcription factor bHLH48-like. The transcript is spliced from 7 exons. The record is from RefSeq and is a predicted model, not a curated record. Bases 1 to 1077 code for a protein of 358 amino acids. Gene Ontology annotation, biological process: regulation of DNA-templated transcription. Gene Ontology annotation, molecular function: DNA-binding transcription factor activity; protein dimerization activity. Lineage: Eukaryota; Viridiplantae; Streptophyta; Magnoliopsida; Solanales; Solanaceae. Gene Ontology annotation, cellular component: nucleus.